UCUGCUGUUGCAGCACAAUCCACAUACCUCUCUGUUGGAAUAUUGUCCGUUCCUUCACAUUUGUCAACACUCCUCUCGCGCUUUCUGGGAUAAGUCUGUCAUUUAACUUCUUGUUUAGAAAAAGGAAACAUGUCAGUCAAAGUGUUUUACACCAGUGUGAGCGGCUCAGUAGAGAUGAAGAAGAGGCAGGAAAGAAUCCUCAGUGUCCUGAGCAGCACAGGUGUCACAUUUGACUUGAUCGACAUUUCCCAGGAUUCUGCAAACAAAGAAAAAAUGAGGAGAAUAGCAGGAAAUCCGACUGCUCUCGCCCCUCAGAUAGCCAAUGGAGACACCUACUGUGGGGACUUUGAGGCCUUUGAGAAUGCGAUUGAGAAUGGAGAAUUACAGAAAUUUCUCAAACUCUAACAGAAACCAACUGUGGAAAAACAAAUCUACAUCACCAAGGAUAUACAUUUUUAUAAAGGAAAUUGGUCAUAAUUUAUGAAAACAGUUUGUUUGGUUUAUAUCUAAUGUACUCAUUUUGGAAGUGCACAUCUGAAAAGCUUUAUUUUAAUAAUUUCACAUCAGAGCAUAUGUGUAUGAGACAUCACUACAAAUG
Messenger RNA from Sphaeramia orbicularis (orbiculate cardinalfish), 598 nucleotides. Its product is annotated as SH3 domain-binding glutamic acid-rich-like protein 3. The record is from RefSeq and is a predicted model, not a curated record. Bases 130 to 405 code for a protein of 91 amino acids. Lineage: Eukaryota; Metazoa; Chordata; Actinopteri; Kurtiformes; Apogonidae. Gene Ontology annotation, cellular component: cytoplasm. The transcript is spliced from 3 exons.